Messenger RNA from Haemorhous mexicanus (house finch), 3037 nucleotides. RefSeq names its product dual specificity phosphatase 11 (gene DUSP11). The record is from RefSeq and is a predicted model, not a curated record. The coding region runs from base 46 to 2541 and encodes 831 amino acids. Gene Ontology annotation, biological process: protein dephosphorylation. Gene Ontology annotation, molecular function: protein tyrosine/serine/threonine phosphatase activity; polynucleotide 5'-phosphatase activity. The transcript has 9 exons. Lineage: Eukaryota; Metazoa; Chordata; Aves; Passeriformes; Fringillidae.
GUCCCCGCGCGCACGUGCGGCGGGCGCGGAAGUGACGUCACGCGUAUGCGCGGUGGCGUCGCCAUCAUGGCGGGCCGGGGGUCCUGCCGCGUCCCGGAGCGGUGGACGGAGUACACCCCCCUGGGCCGCAGGAUGCCUGGCACGCGCUUCGUGGCCUUCAAGGUGCCCCUGAAGAAGAGCUUUGAGCAGAACCUGCUGCCAGAGGAGAGAUUCUCCCCUCGUGACCUCAUCAGGAAGGUGCAGGAGAGGAAGGAGGAGCUGGGGCUGAUCAUCGACCUGACCUACACCACGCGCUACUACGGCCGGGAGGAGCUGCCCCCCACGCUGCGCUACUGCAAGAUCCUGACCAUGGGCCACGAGAUCCCCAACAGAAAAACCUUUGUGAGGUUCAGGUACCUGGUGAGAGGGUUCCUGAUGACCAACAAGGACAACGAUAAACUCAUCGGGGUGCACUGCACACAUGGCCUGAACAGGACUGGCUACCUGGUCUGCAGGUACCUGAUUGAGGUUGAAGGCAUGGAGCCAAAUGCUGCCAUAGAAUUGUUCAACACAUCUCGAGGGCACCCCAUGGAGAGACCCAACUACAUCAGGGACCUGCAGAGGAGAGCCCCGAGCAGCUGUGAGCUGAAGAGUCUGGGCUCAGAUCUGAGGAAGGAGGGCAGUGCCCCAGGCAAGGCCCAGAAGCAGCUGGUGAAGCACCCCCAGCCCCCCCUGGCAGUGCCCAGGAGCAGCAGCAGUACCAGGCAGAGGCAGGGACAGCAGGAAAAGCUGGAGAGUCUGGAGGAGAGGAAGCAGAAAAAGCUGAAACAUCUGGAACAGAAUCACCUGGAGCAGAGGAAGCAGAAAAAGCAGAAUCAUCAGGAGCAGAAUCAUCUGGAGAUAGAGCAUCUGGAGGAGAGGAAGCAGAAAAAGCUGGAGCAUCAGGAACAGAAUAACCUGGAGCAGAGGAAGCAGAAAAAGCUGAAACAGCUGGAGACAGAGCAUUUGGAGCAGAGGAAGCAGAAUCAUCUGGAAAUGGAACAUCAGGAAAUGGAACAUCAGGAAAUGGAACAUCUGGAACAGAGGAAGCAGAAGGAGAAGAAUCACCUGGGGGAGAGGAAGCAGAAAAAGCUGGAAUGUCAGGAACAGAAUCAUCAGGAGCAGAGGAAGCAGAAGAAGCUGAAACACCUGGAGCUGGAGCAGCAGGAGCAGAGGAAGCAGAAGAAGCUGGAGCAGCAGGAGCAGAACCAUCUGGAGCUGGAGCAGCAGGAGCAGAGGAAGCAGAAAAAGCAGAAACAUCAGGAACAGAAUCACCUGGAGAAGAACCAUCUGGAAGUGGAGCAUCUGGAGGAGAGGAAGCAGAAAAAGCAAAAUCAUCUGGAGCUGGAGCAUGUGGAGGAGAGGAAGCAGAAGAAACAGAACCAUCUGGAGAUAGAGCAUCUGGAGGAGAGGAAACAGAAAAAGCUGGAGCAUCAGGAGCAGAGGAAGCAGAAAAAGCCAGAACAUCUGGAGCAGAAUCAUCUGGAGAUGGAGCAUCAGGAGCAGAGGAAAAAGAAGCAGCAGAAACAUCUGGAGCAGAAUCAUCUGGAGAUGGAGCAUCAGAAGCAGAGGAAGCAGAAUCAUCUGGAGCAGAAUCAUCUGGAGCAGGAGCAUCAGGAGCAGAGGAAGCAGAAAAAGCCACAACUCCAAGAGCAGGAGCAUCAGGAGCAGAGGAAGCAGAAAAAGCUGGAACAUCUGGAGCAGAAUCAUCUGGAGAUGGAGCAUCAGGAGCAGAGGAAAAAGAAGAAGCAGAAACAUCUGGAGCAGAAGAAACAGAAUCAUCUGGAACAGAACCAUCUGGAGAUGGAGCAUCAGGAGCAGAGGAAGCAGAAUCAUCUGGAGCAGGAGCAUCAGGAGCAGAGGAAACAGAAAAAGCUGGAACAUCUGGAGCAGGAGCAGAGGAAGCAGAAAAAGCUGGAACAUCUGGAGCAGGAGCAUCAGGAGCAGAGGAAAAAGAAGAAACAGAAACAUCUGGAGCAGAAGAAGCAGAAUUAUCUGGAGCAGAACCAUCUGGAGGUGGAGCAUCAGGAGCAGAGGAAAAAGAAACAGAAACACCUGGAGCAGGAAAAGCCAGAACACCUGGAGCAGAACCAUCUGGAGGUGGAGCAUCAGGAGCAGAGGAAGCAGAAAAAGCCACAGCUCCAGGAGCAGAGGAAGCAGAAAAAGCCAGAACAUCUGGAGCAGAACCAUCUGGAGAUGGAGCAUCAGGAGCAGAGGAAAAAGAAACAGAAACACCUGGAGCAGGAGAAGCCAGAACAUGUGGAGCAGGAGCAUCAGGAGCAGAGGAAGCAGAAGAAGCUGCGUAAGAGGCAGCAGAAGAAGCAGAAUGAUCUGGAACAGAAUGAUCUGGAACAGAGCCAUCAGGAGCAGGGGGCCAUGGAGCUGCCCUGCCCUGUGCCCCCCAGGAACUGCUGUCCCUCCCCACCCCCCAAGAGGAAGAAGAAGAAGCAGCACCAGGAGCUGUGUCCCCCCCAGAGCCCCCAGGCCAGGAAGCCCCAGCUGGGCCAGCAGGACAUGUCCUGACAGAGCUCCACCAGGAGAACCCUGCAGGAGCUGCCCAGGGCUGGUUUUAAUCUCAUUUUUAUUCCGAUUUUUAACCUGUUUUUUCUCACUGCCCACAGCUCUGGUGCUUUUCCACCAGGAGAACCCUUCAGGGAGCAGCUGGGCCCGGCAGGAGCUGCCAGGCAGCAGGUUUUUUAAAAAAUCAGGGCUGGUUUUUAAUCAGGUUUGUCUCACAGGUCUGUGCUUUUACAGGAAUUUUUUCAUCGUGUGCUGUGACUGAUCCCUGAGCGAUGCUGGAAUAAUCCUAAAGAAACAUCCUCAGGUACCCCUGGACCUUCAACAAAACGGGAUUUUGUUGAUUUCCCCAGGGCAAGGAACGGGACUGGCCAUGAAAAUCCAGAUUUUUAUUCUCUUUUUUUACCCAUUUCUGCUAAUGGGUAAAAUCAGCAAACUUUUUUUACCCGAGUAAAGAAUUUUUACUUUUGCUAAAGUAAAUUUCCACGCUGUGCAAACUCCA